AUGGACUUUCUUGAUAAUGAGAUGCUCGAUAUUGAGAUCCAUGAUAUUGGGAGCCUUCACCAUCUUCUUCAUGUUGGCCUUGAAGAUAAACUAAAAUUGGCAUCUUCACUAUCCAUAUUUAGAUCAAUUGAAUUCAUACCAGGGGAAGGUGAUGACUCGGUAUUGAUUGAAAAUGAUGAAGAUGACGUAACGGGGCCAUCACGCUUAUGGAAUAAAACAAUAUUACAUGAUAUAAUGACAUCUUGUAUCAUAAUGCAUAAUAUGAUCAUCGAAGAUGAGCGUGAUAUUGAUGCACCAAUUGAAGAACGGGUCGAAGUUCCAAUUGAAGAAGUUGAGAUGACGGGUGAUGAUGAUACUCGAUUUCAAGAAUUUUUGGCUCGGCACCGACAAAUUAAAGACCGAGAAGCUCAUAUUGAACUUAGAAAUGCUUUAAUUAAACAUUUGUGGUCGCAAUAUACUAAUUCUGAGAAUUAG
Molecule: messenger RNA, 474 nt
Organism: Arabidopsis thaliana (thale cress)
Lineage: Eukaryota; Viridiplantae; Streptophyta; Magnoliopsida; Brassicales; Brassicaceae
Exons: 2
Coding region: 1-474 (157 amino acids)
Source: RefSeq, marked reviewed